This is a messenger RNA of Caenorhabditis auriculariae, 4479 nucleotides long. The record is from the annotation of a GenBank genome assembly. NCBI's taxonomy places the organism in Eukaryota, Metazoa, Nematoda, Chromadorea, Rhabditida, Rhabditidae.
AUGGUGUAUUCAUCACCUUCGCCACCGGUGCCGGUAUCUCUGGAGCCGUUGCACACGAAAAUGCUCAACGCGAUCGAAAGUCACAUCGCUGCAGAUCCCAACGCCGUUGCUUUUGUAUGUAGUGUGCUCCGACCGUUCUGAAAAAAAUCUUCUAGGUCUGCGCUGAAGAUAAUAACGUCCGAUUGACCUUCCGCGAGUAUCGAGAAAAAGCGAAAAAUUGCGCCCAAUUCCUUUCUGAUCGGUUAGUUGAAGAAAUUAUUCAGAGCUUUUUUUUUCAAAAAUUCAUAAAAAUCAAUUAAUAAGGGCUGUCUCAAGGCACAAAAGACCUUGAAAGUCUCAACUUCGUUACUCUCAAAAGAUAUCUCAAACUUAAAAAAAAUAUCAAAAAUUUUUGAAAUGAAGUAUUCUGAGGCUUGCAAGCCUUCUUCCCUUCUUCUUCAUAAAAUAAGUUUUCAGUGGAUUCGGCCACAAGAACGUGCUCUGCCAAGUGCUGCCAAACGGCCUCGAAUACCCCGUUGUCCUUCUGGGAGUCCUCCAAUGCGGGGGCACCAUGUCCGGCGCCAGCGCCAUGUUCACCGAUUGUAAGUCAAAAAUCGCUUCUCGCUGGAUUCCAUUGUUGAAGACGAGUUGGAGCGUCAAUUCUUGGACUCCCGGUGCACGGCAGUGGCGACGGACGAGGCACACCUGCCCAAGGUGAUGCAGGCCGCCGAGCGAUGUCCUCAAAUUAAGGUUCACAGCAUUAUUCAAUUUUUCGUUAUUUGAUAUAGUUUAUUCAUUUUUCACAUAGAGACGAUAUGUGACGCUAGAAGAAGAGCGAAAGAAAAUGUUCUUUUUUAGUGGUUAAGGAAAUUAUUGUUCUUUCAUCUAGUUAUUCUCUUUUUUCGGAUUUUCUGUAAACACUUGUCAAGGAAACCGUGUAAGCUUGAUCUUCGUUUAAAAUUUUCUUCUAUGCUGAUUUGAAACUUGUUGGUCGCAUGGAGAAUGGCUGAACUCGAGGCGCUACGACAAGAGCGAGUUUUCCAUUUGCGAGGAGUACGGUAUGCGGAUAUGUGCAUUGCGUGCAUACACUUUGCGUGUUUACACUUCCGUUGCGUGACGUCACCGGGUUUUUUUUUCAAAUUUUUUUCAAUUAACAUUUUGAUACUGUUUUAUACCGUGCAAAUAUCAUCGAGAAAAAUGAACAUCUUAAAAGAAAAGCAAAAAAUGUUAAAAAAUAUUCGAAACAAAAAACCCGGAGAUGUCGGACCCGGUGACGUCACGCAACGAAAGUGUAAACACAGUGUAUGCACGCAAUGCGCAUAUCCGCAUACCGUACUCCUCGCAAACGGAAAACUCGCUCUUGUCGUAACACCAAACUCGAAAAAAGUAUGAAGUCACGGUGUUCCGCGCAAUGGAAAAAAAUGCGGAAUUUUGGGUCCCAGCGGCAUAUUGUCCGUGGCGCAUUAUUGCGCCCUUCUCAUGGUUUCUGAUGCAAAAAUUGAAUUUCUUCAGUUUUUUUCUUGGUUUUUUACUUUUUUUCUAUUUCUUGCAUUUAUGUGAUCCGCCUCUCUAUGGGUACAUCUUGUGGAGCUUUAAAUUUCGCACUUUUCUAAACCAGUUUCAGAUCUUUAACUUUUUUCUCAAAAGAGUUGAAGAUUUUUCUAAAAGUCCUAAUUUUUCAAAAUUUUGAAAUCUGUUUCGCGACAUGAAAAGAGUCACUCUAUUUCGGAAACUAUAGUUUUUUUAAUUUAAUCAGUUAAUAAUAAAAAAAGUUAUUAUCUAGUUCCUUUGACGUAGUUUGAAACCGGUUUCGUGUAAAUUAGAGCCAAAUUGAAUUUGCUGAUGCAGUUUAAUGAUUUUGAUAUAAGCAUCAUCUAAAUUAUAUAUUUUUUUCUAGUUUUUUUGAUGGUUUUUUUCGAGUUUAAACAAAAAAAUUUCGCCAUACGAGGUUUUUUUCUAAAAAUUUCUGCUUUCUAACCAUUAUUUGUUUUUUUCUGAAGCUAGGUUUUCGAGGUAUAUAAAAUGUUUUUUCAUUUGCUCCUCGAAUUUUCCUCAUUUCAAUAUUUUUUUCGUAUUUAUAAAUGCUUAUUCAAUGGGAGCUGAUUCACCUUCAUAAUAUUUUUUGUUUUUAUUUUGUAAUCAGUAAUUUAGAGUUUUCCCCUUUCGAAAUCGUUCCUAAAUGUUUUUUUAACGUAAGUGAAUGUUUUUUUCACAUCAUAUUCUUCAAAAUGACAAAUUUCGAACAUUUCAGGAGCUAUUAUCCUGAAAUCGCAAAUUCUAAAAUUGAAAAAAACAUUUUGAGUAUGCGAUAGUGCGUCUCGGUGUGCUUACACCCUAAGCAUCAUAAUUUACGAAAAGUCUUGACCUUGCGUAAAGAAAAAAACACCGUGAAGUUGUUUAUUUGAAGAUGUGACCGACCAAAAACGACUUUCGCCAGUUGUCGUAAUAGCUCCUUAAGACUAAAUUUGAGUAAAAAACAUAUUUAUCAGAUGAGCGCAAAUUUUGAGAAGAACUCGAAAUCUGCUUUUCAGACGAUUUUGUGUGUGCGGAAAGGAAAUAAGAGCUUGCCAAAAGGCGUCUUUGCCUAUGACGAAGCCAUUCGAACAAAGUUCCGUGGCCUCCCUCCCUAUAAGUUCAGGUAAAGGAAUGUUUCAAAUAAAAACACCCAACCUCGCAGAUUCCAGCCCCGACGACGUGGCUCUUCUGCCAUACUCGAGCGGCACGACGGGCUCUCCGAAAGGAGUCAUGCUCUCUCACAAAAACUUCGGCACCAUGGUUGAAGUCGUGCAGGCGUGAGUUGUCGCUCCCUGGAUUUUUCAAAUGAACGUUCGAUUCCAGACACCAGAACCAAUACAUUUCGUCGUUUCUAUCAAACAACGGCAACAAGUUUCAGUGGAGAGGACAGCCACUCUGUCUGAUGCUCCCAUUCUACCAUAUUUACGGGAUGGGAUUAUUAAUGAAUGUAUCUUUCCUUUAAUUAAAUCCGAGAAGCUUAAGAAUCAUUUCCAGACCGUUCUGGAAGGCCUACAAGGCAUCGUUUUCAAAAAGUUUGAGCCGACCAUUUUCUUGGAGAACAUUCAAAAGUUCAAGGUUGGCUGAAGCUCUGAGGAAGUCUCACAAGUCCCCUAUUUAAGGUGCAAAUACUGUUCCUGGUCCCACCGAUCCUUCUUUUCUUGGCCAAGCAUCCGGUCGCUGAGAAGUUCGACCUUUCUUCGUUGCGAGUCGUGAUAUCUGGAGCAGCUCCAGCCGGAAAAGACCUCUGCCAAGAGUUUACGCGGAAAUAUCCCAAGGCUAGAAUCGCACAAGGUUGGUAUUUGUAAAGAAGAGAAAACUGGCGCCACAAAGAAGUUUCUGUCAGGAAGAGCUUUUCAAAAAGUUUGGUGAUCCCUAUAGAGGUAAAACCGAGUGGUCACUAUAGGGGUUUAGGGUUUGACUCCUUAGCCCCUAAAGCUUAAGUGAUCCCUAUAGGGGUUUUUCAACUUCAUUAAAAAUGAGGGACCACUAACUAAAAGUCCUAUAGGGACCACUUUUGAAAACUUUAGUGGUCCUUAUAGGGGUUUGUAAAAUGGUCCUUAGAGGGGGCUUUCAAGGGUUCUUGAGGUUGCCCUUAUACUCUGAAGUUCCUAAGAAGUUUAAGCAACCUUAUGUUUCCUUUCAAAAAUCUUCUGAUCUGGGCAUUAGUAAGAGAAACGGAUAAAUCUUCAGCUUCUUGAAAAUCGGAAAAAAGUGAACAUUCCAGCCUAUGGAAUGACCGAAUGCGGCAUGGCAUCGCACAUCGCCGACUUCAAACAAAGCGACGACUACACAAGCGUCGGCAUCGUGCUGAACAACUUCGAGCAGAAGGUCGUCGACGUGACGACCGGAGCCGAGGUGCCACUCGGCCAGCGAGGCGAGAUCUGCGUCCGCUCGCCGACCGUCAUGCUCGGCUACCUCAACCGACCGGAAGCUACCGCCGAGACCAUCGACAAGGACGGCUGGCUGCACACCGGCGACAUCGGCUAUCUAGGCAAAGACUUGCGAAUGAACAUCGUCGACCGGCUCAAGGAGCUGAUCAAGGUCAAAGGACUGCAGGUAAAGCUUCGAUAUUUUCUUGAGAAGACCAAGGAGAUCAGGUCCCGCCGGCAGAGCUGGAAGACUUGCUCUUAUCGCAUCCGAAGAUCGGAGACGCCGCAGUUAUAGGAAUCAAAGACGAGAGAUGUGGAGAAGUUCCAAUGGCCUUUGUCGUGAGGCAGGAUGAAUCUCUCACGAUUAAAGAUGUACUAAAGUUCGUGGAAGGUGGGUUUCGCAGAAUGUUCGCUUCAUAAAAAUUUGAAAUCUACUUCAAAUUAUGACAUUUUCCGCUAAAUAAAAACCGACGAAUUUCCAGGAAAAGUCUCAUCGUACAAAUGGCUGGCGGGCGGCGUCGAGUUCCUCAAAGAAAUCCCAAAAGCCCCGUCCGGCAAGAUCCUGCGGCGAUUUCUCCGCGACGAAGUUGCUCGACGAGAAAAAGCCAGGCUUUAA